Molecule: messenger RNA, 1176 nt
Organism: Verticillium dahliae VdLs.17
Lineage: Eukaryota; Fungi; Ascomycota; Sordariomycetes; Glomerellales; Plectosphaerellaceae
Exons: 3
Coding region: 1-1176 (391 amino acids)
Source: RefSeq, a predicted model, not a curated record
AUGCUGACGCUUCUACCCGACCGCUUUGUCCUUGAGGAGGUGACAGAGUAUGAUAUGAUCAUUGCCUCGCUGGCCUGGGGCUUUACACUCGGUAUCGGCUGGUUGACGACAUGGUCGGCCAUUCAGCAAACAAGGGCCAUCUACAAGCGUCGACGGAGGUCCAUCUUCAGAAAUGCCUACGUCUGGAUGAUCUGGGGAGAAAUCCUGGUUUGUCUUGGCUUUGGUAUUAUCUGCUUCAUGUACCUCUUGGGGCUCAUCCCCCCUAGCUUUGCAUUUUACUUCUGCAUCUUGACUUUAUGGGCUUUACAAGUUCAGUUCCUGCUUCAGAUCAUUAUCAACAGAUGCGCCAUUCUACUUCACGACAAGACCCAUGUCUGGCGCCUCAAGUACGGCGUUGCCUUUCUCAUUACGGCGAUCAAUAUUUCCGUUUACUGCAUCUGGGUCCCGGCAAGGUUGCAGAUCUCCGAAACAUAUAUCCAUGUGAACCUUGUCUGGGAUCGCUGCGAGAAGGUUAUCUACCUGCUGGUUGAUGCCUGUCUCAAUUUCUACUUCGUUCGCAUCGUGCAACAAAAUCUUGUUCAGUUGGGUCUCCGCAAGUACUCGAACUUGGUCAGGUUCAACAUGUUCAUUAUCAUCUUCUCUCUGAGCAUGGAUGUCCUCAUCAUCGCCAUGAUGAGCCUGAACAACACCUUUGUGUACAUGCAGUUCCACCCUCUCGCCUACAUCGUCAAGCUCAAGAUCGAAAUGUCCAUGGCCGACCUCAUCGCCAAGAUCGCCCGCAAGCAGGAUAACAACCCGGCCUCGGAUGAAGCCUUCUCGCGCUCUCAAGGCACGCACGGCACCCGCGGCGCGGACACGACCCUCAAGUCCCAGCACCCUCCUCCUCUGGAUGAACCCAAGGACGGCAAGAACAGGCCGUGGGCUACCGUCACAACCACAGUUGAAAUGCACACAAUGAAGAAGCCGGGGCCGGGCGACAAGCCCUUUAGCCACAACGAUACGGAUACCCUGAUCGACCAGUCGCCGACCAGCUCGUACAUACAAAGAACAACAAGCGCCAGCGGGGGGCACGACGAGCCCUCGUUCAGCCGAGGCGGUGGAGGUUCGAUGAGCAGCUAUGAGUCCAUGGCGCAUGGAAUCGAAGUGUCCGAUAAGGCUGUUGCGGGGAGGGUAUGA